Molecule: messenger RNA, 9772 nt
Organism: Xenopus tropicalis (tropical clawed frog)
Lineage: Eukaryota; Metazoa; Chordata; Amphibia; Anura; Pipidae
Gene: ash1l
Product: ash1 (absent, small, or homeotic)-like
Exons: 28
Coding region: 199-8169 (2656 amino acids)
Biological process (GO): chromatin remodeling
Cellular component (GO): chromosome; nucleus
Molecular function (GO): chromatin binding; protein-lysine N-methyltransferase activity; DNA binding
Source: RefSeq, a predicted model, not a curated record
AGCCCUCGUCAGUGUAAACAGAGCGCAGAGCUCCGGGGGGCGGCCCACUCCUUCCGACAGCUAAACAAGCUGGAGCCAACAGAAUGGCGCUGCCAGGGGCCACAGGGACCCAUGUGUGCAGGUGGAACCUACGCCCGGCGCUAUAGAUGCUGCCCCUGCGGAGUGGGAACCCCCAGUUCCUGAGCGGAAGUUCCUGGAAUGGAUCAUAGGGAUCUGGCUAUGUUAGCACUGGCCCCUAAUGUGGAAAUUGCCAGCAGGAGGGACGCCCCCCAGGAGCCGAGCAGCACCCAGUCAGAGGCCCAGCAGUGCCCGGGCGAUGGCGCCGACCCCCAGCAAUUCUCCGUCACACACACCAUUUUCUCCGAGGGGCAUUUUAAGCUGAAAAUUGGACUUCAAGCCAAGAGGACUAAAAAGCCCCCAAAGAACCUGGAAAAUUACGUGUGCCGUCCGGCUAUAAAGACCAGCAAUAAAUGCACCCGCAAACUGCCCCCCAAGGGUGGCAACUUACCUGAGGAGAAGAGGGAUGGCCUCCCCCCUAAACAGGACCCAGCCACAACUCCCAGCAGGAAGGCCGCCGAGGAUUCUCCCGAGUCGGAAUGUUUACAUCGGAGUAAAGAGCAAGAGAAAGUUUCUGUAGCUCCCAAUUCAGCACCUUUGCCCACAGAUGUUCAUGCUCAGCCGGACACACCGCCCAGGCCCAGAGCGCUGGGACCCAGCUCGGCAAGCAGCGUCACUGAGAAGCUUGCCCAGCUCAUAGCGACAUGCCCUCCCGCAAAGUCUUCCAAGAGCAGAGUGAAGAAGCAGGCCAACGCAGGCCCAAACGGUACCCCUAGCAAGGAGCUUGGUGCCGCAUCAGCCUACGAGCCGGCCUCCGACAGUACCAAGCCUCCCAACGCCAGUACCAGCACCUUCUGCUCCGAGGACAAGGAAAAGCAGCCGGUGCCUGGCAGACAGGGCAACGGGGCAAUAGACAAGGGCAACCAACGGCAGGCUCAGGAGGGACUAAAGGAAAAAUUGUCUGCCAUGAAUGAGCUUGGCGACAGUAGCUCCACCCCACAAGGGGGAGUGUCCCUGGGAGAGAAAGGACUUCCCGACACAAACCUGCAGGAAAAGAUGCUUCCUGUAUAUUGCACUUCAUUGGACUUCAGAAUGGGAGGGGCAUCAGAUGCCUCGACAGCUAAGUCGCCAUUCAGCGCGGUCGGCGAGGGAAACCUGCCGUCUCCGGCACCGGCGACCUCUGUCACCUCCUUCAGCAGGAGCCCAAAUGGGACCUUUCCUCACUCCCCCAGUUCCUCAUUGCACUUAAACCCAGUCUCAGCGGAAUGUAGUGACCAGCCGACUGAUAAAAGUCCCUUUGCCUCGGACAAUCUGCCUGGCACCCGAGGGCAUCCGACGGCUCCCCACAGCCUGGACUCGGAUACGGUACGUAGCAAUAAGCGAUCAGAGGAAUAUAGCGGCGCCCACAGUGAGAAGAUGAGUAGAACUCAUUUGCCCUCCACCCUCCGGAUGCCACCCAAACAGCCCAGCAGCCACAAGUCGGAACCUUCUGUCGUCAGCUUUGCCAGUUUGCUAAGGAAACAGCGCCAACUGAAGAUCAGCAGCAUGGCGGGGGCAGCAGCGGAGAGGCACUUCAGCUCUUCCCAAGCCACGAGCCACCAGGCCAAAUGCCUAAAGAAAAGGAAAGGGAAAAAACCCAAGUGGACCAAGGUUGUGAGUAAAAGCACCGGUCAGUGUGCCAAGCUGGGCCAGCUGCCUGAGCAGGAGAGCCUUGCCAGGGGCAUUGGGAGGGCACCAUUACUGGCACACACAAGCAAGGGUAGCAUCCCCUCGGCUAGCCACAAACCCACACACAAACUGUACGAGUCCCAUCGGACCUACUCCUCGCUGUGCGCUUCUAGGGAUCUCUUUCAUAAAAGCAAGAAAUGCAGAAGCCAGGACAUGCCGCAUUUAGAUGUGCCACCCAAAUGGGCCCUACAGAUUUCCCCUUCCAAACUCAUCUCUUCCCAGUCCAAAGAAGAGCCGGGGCCCCCAAUCCUGCAGCCCGAGGUGGAGAUCCCUCCCGCUCAAGUCAGCCAAUCGGGGCAGCUCUUUCCUAAGAAGCGAGGAAGGCCCAGAAGGCAGCUAGCUCCGCCGGUUCUGAAGCCUCCGUGUGGACUUUCUCUUGCCCCUAAUGAAUCCAUCGGUGUGGAGGCAUCGGGCGCUGGAUGCGGUGCCAACAUGGAUCCCUUCGGAGAGGAGCCUCACAGGGCGAGUGAUCAGUGCCCGGAAUCGGGCAGGAAAGCGCUAAAUAGGGGUAAUGGGCAGCUCGUCAAGACAAUUAUCCGUAAGAUCAAUAAGAUGAAAACGAUCAAGAGGAGAAAGCUGGUGAGCCAGAUUCUGUCCGGCGGCACAGAGCCGAGCGCCCAGGUCCAGCCCAGACUGCAAGGUUCUGUCUCCAGCCUCGCCGCCACUUUCAGUUCAAAGUUAGGGCAGCAAAUAAACGUCAGCAAGAAAGGAACCAUUUACAUAGGAAAGCGAAGGGGCAGGAAGCCCAAGGUGGCUCCACUCGACUGCCUCCUAGCAAAGAACUCCACUUGCCCUCCGUCCCUAUUGGAAAGUCUAGGGCAACCACUGGCCGCUUCCACCAUUCAGCCUUCCGCAGCCUCAUGUGCUGAGGUUCUCCCGUCUCCCAGCAGCUGCCAUUUAUCUGCUACAAGCGGAGCCCUGAGCCCGGUCAGUAGCGACGCCAGCUUUGUGGAGCCGAGCUCCUUGUCCUACCUGCACAUGCACUCGGCCCGGCACAACUCGGCUCUCCAAACACUGGCCAUGAGGAAAGCCGCCAAAGAUGGCCGCCAGCUCUCCCCCCCGACCUUGCUGCCCAACUCCCCGGCCCAUAUCAGCGAGCUGUCCUCCUUAAAAGAGGCCACACCCUCCCCAAUUAGUGAAUCUCACAGCGACGAGACCAUCCCGAGCGACAGCGGCAUCGGGACGGACAACAACAGCACGUCGGACCGGGCGGAGAAGUUGUGCGGGCAGAAGAGGAGGCGGCACUCGUUCGAACACAUGCCCCUCAUGCCCGUGGAACCCUCCGUGCUGCUCAGCUCCCUGAAGGAGAAACACAAGCACAAAUGCAAGCACAGGGGCCACGAUUUCCUCUCUUACGACAAAAUCAAAAGGCAAAAGAGGAAGCGGAAAAAGAAGUACCCCCAGCUGCGUGUCCAUCAGGAUCCCGACUUCCUGGCUGAGCUGGAGGAACUCAUCGGCCGCUUGAGUGACGUCCGAAUCACCCACCGCACUCACCAUUUCAUCCCCCGGGAUCUCCUGCCCACCAUCUUCCGCCUGAACUUCAACAACUUCUACAGUCACCCGACUUUCCCCCUGGAACCGUUGCACUACAUCCGCAAACCCAACCUCAAGAAGAAGAGAGGUCGGCCUCCUAAACUGCGGGAGACCAUUGGUGAAAUGCCCUUUAUGCACAGCCUCGGCUUUCCCCUCUCCGGCACCGGCUUCUACCCCUCCUAUGGGAUGCCUUAUUCUCCCUCGCCUCUCACGCCCCCUCCUAUUGGUCUAAGUUAUUAUGGAAGGUACCCGCCUACAAUCUAUCCUCCGCCCCCUUCCCCCUCAUUUACUACCCCGCUGCCCCCUCCCUCCUACAUGCACCAUGCAGGCCAUUUGCUCCUCAACCCUGCCAAGUACCAUAAGAAGAAACACAAGUUGCUGCGCCAGGAGGCUUUCCUGGGCACCGGCAGGGCGCCGCUCCUGUCCAUGGGCACUUACCCUAGCGUUCCCCCAGAGAUGGCAUACAGCUGGAUGUUUGAGCACAAACACCGGCACCGGCACAAACACCGUGAGCACCGAUUGCCCGACCAGGCACAGCUCUCCAUCGACCCCCUGACAGGAGUGAGCUCUUCCAGGUCUGUUCUGGAGUCGCUAAAGCGCUACAGAUUUGGCAAAGACUCUGCCAGCGACAGGUAUAAACAUAAGGAUAAACACAGGUGCCACCUGGCCUGCCCGCACCUCUCCCCUUCCCAGGGAUUAUUGAGCAGAGAUGAACAUUGGGCACGGAGGGAUUCCCCAGAGACCCACUCCCUUUCCCUGGGGCUGCACAGCCCCUUACAGAUAGACUGUUCUGACAGCUCCCCAGGACGCUCUAUUGGAGGCUUCACCCCCAGCUCGGAGCAAGCGAGCAGUGACGAGCACACUAACCUCUUCACAAGUGCAAUAGGGAACUGCCGGCCCAGCGGCUCAGUGAGCGGCCCUGUCGGACGCAAAGCACUUAACGAGAACUCGCCCUUUUUCAUGGACAGCACUCUAAGCAGAUCUCUGAGAAAGGAGCCACCCAGUGACAGACUAGCCCAGGCCCUAUCAGUCCCCCAGGAGAGGAGCCUGAGGCAGUCAGACAGAUCCAGCUGUAGCCCGUCCCGGAGAAGGACCCCAUCAGAGAGCCCCUCCCCUGCACUGAUGGGCGUGGGGGCACGAGGUACGAGGAUGGGUUCCUUGGGGGACGACUCAGCGGAGCCUUUUGUUCAGCGCAUUGUACAUAACGAGAAGCCAGACACCCUAGAGAAGAGCGUGGGGGUGCAGUGUCCCAUUGGCAGUGUCCCAGCUUCUGGCGGCUCCUCUAGGGGCCACAGCAGAGAGAGAUCCCAGGAGAACCGGAACCCAACAGCUUCUAUAGAGUCCUACAAUGGCCCAGGGCCAGCGUCCAGCAGGCAAGUAGGGUCCGGUUGCUCCAGUCAGCAGCUGAAGCGCAGCAUGGUGGAGGCCAUACACAAGAGGGCCCGCAGAAUGUACAGCUAUGACCGGAUCCUAGCCAGCAAGAAGAACCUGGACCAUGUCAAUAAGAUUCUGAAGGCCAAGAAGCUGCAGAGACAGUCCCGGACCGGUAACAACUUUGUGAAGAGGAGACCAGGGAGACCCAGGAAAUACCCUGUGGAUUCCCUACAGGCUGCUCAGCUCUUCCCCAUUAUGAGGUCCGACACCGUCACCGAUGUCAUCGAGGCUGUGGUACAGAGCGUCAGCCUUAGGGACGAGCAGCACAAGGGCUGGAAGAGGAAACACUUGGAAUUGGACAAACAAGUGAAGAAAAGGCCAAAAUCCCUGUAUGAGGACGAUCAGGAGAGUAACAUCAGCCUCUCUGAGUGUGCCAUCGUAGAGGCUCCGGCAGCCCCUGAUAUCAGCGGGAACCCAGAGGUGGAACGUGCCGGGGACCUACUACACACUAUGGCGCCCCCUCCGCAGAAACAGAAGAAAGCUCCUCGACCUCCUAAGAAGAAAUAUCAGAAAGCCGGCCUGUUCUCUGACAUGUACAAGACUCUGGAUCCUAAGAGCCGCCUCGUGCAGCUGAAGAAGGAGAAACUUGAGUAUGAUCCACGAGAACAUGAGUAUGGCCUGCUGCCAGCCCCUAUCCAUAUUGGGAAGUAUCUGAGGCAGAAGAGGAAUGACUUCCAACUGCCCUACGACAUCCUGUGGCAAUGGAAACAUAAUCAGUUGUACAAGAAGCCCGACGUCCCAUUGUACAAGAAGAUACGUUCCAACGUGUACGUGGACGUGAAACCCCUGUCGGGCUAUGAAGCGACUAUGUGCAACUGUAAGUGUCCAGACAACCAGUCAGAGAAGGGCUGUGUGGAGGACUGUCUGAAUCGGAUGAUAUUUGCGGAGUGCUCCCCCAAUACUUGCCCAUGUGGGGAGCAGUGCAACAACCAGUGCAUACAGAGGCACGAAUGGGUACAGUGCUUGGAACGCUUCCGCGCCGAGGGCAAAGGCUGGGGCAUUCGCACCAAGGAACCCCUCAAAGCAUCACAGUUUAUCAUUGAGUAUCUGGGAGAAGUGGUCAGCGAAACAGAGUUCAGGAACCGCACAAUAGAACAGUACCACAAUCAUAGUGACCAUUAUUGCCUCAGCCUGGACAGCGGCAUGGUGAUUGACAGUUACCGAAUGGGCAACGAGGCUCGUUUUAUCAACCAUAGCUGUGACCCCAACUGUGAAAUGCAGAAGUGGUCAGUGAAUGGUGUGUAUCGCAUUGGCCUCUAUGCCCUGAAGGAUAUGCCCGCUGGCACCGAACUGACAUAUGACUACAACUUCCAUUCCUUCAACACAGAGAAGCAGCAAGUGUGCAAGUGCGGUGUGGAGAAGUGCCGGGGCAUCAUUGGGGGCAAGAGCCAGCGAGUGAAUGGGCUGGCCAACAAGGGCGGGCAUCUCGUGCCAUCUCAGCGCAGGCUUGGCCGCUCCAAGGAGAAGAGGAAAUCCAAACACAGGCUGAAAAAGCGGAAGGGCCACUUCCCUGAGGAUCGCAGCGACGCCAUUGGUACUCCCAGCAGGCUGGGCCCCCAGCUGCACAUGAAGCCCAUGUCUAACAGGGAGAGGAAUUUUGUGCUGAAACAUCACGUUUUUCUGGUGCGGAACUGGGAGAAGAUCCGGCAGAGGCACGAGGAGGUGAAGGACAAUCUGCCCCCCGGGAGCCUGUACAGCCGCUGGAGUAGCAUGGGCAGGGACGAUGGCAACAUCAAAUCCGAUGUCUUCAUGACCCAGUUCUCUGCCCUGCAGACCUCACGGUCCGUUCGCACCAGGAGACUGGCGGCCGCAGAGGAGAAUACGGAGGUGGCGCGGGCUGCCCGCCUGGCACACAUCUUUAAAGAGAUUUCUGAUGGUAUUAUAUGCUACAAAGAUUUUUCCAAUCGACCCCUGGCCUCUCCUCUCCUGAGUCUACCCAAUAAGAAAAAAAACCCCCACUACUACGAGAAGGUAUCUGACCCCCUGGACCUAUUGAGUGUGGAGAAGCAGAUCCUCACUGGACACUACAAGACGGUGGAGGCGUUUGACACGGACAUGCUGAAAGUGUUCCGCAAUGCAGAGAAGUACCACGGGCGGAAGUCGCAGGUGGGCAGGGAUGUGUGUCGGCUCCGUAAGGCCUACUAUAGUGCUCGGCACGAGGCUGCGGCUCAGAUCGAUGAAAUAGUGGGUGAGACAGCCAGCGAGGCUGACAGCAGCGAGACAUCCUUGUUUGACAAAGAUGGCGGCCAUGAGAAAGACGAUGACAUUAUCCGCUGCAUCUGUGGCCUCUUCAAGGAUGAAGGGUUAAUGAUUCAGUGUGAAAAAUGCAUGGUGUGGCAGCACUGCGACUGUAUGGGGGUCACCUCUGACGUGGAGCAUUACCUGUGUGAGCAGUGUAACCCCCGGCCUGUCGAUAGGGAGGUUCCCAUGAUCCCCUGUCCCCACUACGCGCAGCCAGGAUUUAUCUACUUUAUUUGCCUGCUGCGGGAUGACCUGCUCCUGCGCCAAGGUGACUGUGUGUAUCUGAUGAGGGACAGUCGUCGGACCCCAGACGGGCAGCCGGUGCGCCAAUCCUACAGGCUCCUCUCUCAUAUUAACCGAGAAAAGCUGGACAUAUUCCGCAUAGAGAAGCUGUGGAAGAACGAGAAGGGGGAGCGCUUUGCCUUUGGGCACCAUUACUUCCGGCCCCAUGAGACGCACCACUCGCCGUCCCGCAAGUUUUAUUACAAUGAGCUCUUCCGGGUUCCCCUCUAUGAGAUUAUCCCCCUAGAGGCUGUGGUUGGUACCUGCUGUGUCCUUGAUCUGUACACCUACUGCAAAGGCAGACCCAAGGGAGUGAAGGAACAGGAUGUGUAUAUAUGUGAUUACCGACUGGAUAAAUCUGCGCAUCUGUUCUACAAAAUCCAUAGGAAUCGCUACACCAUCUGCACCAAAACGUAUGCCUUCGACCACUUCCCCAAGAAGCUCACACCAAAAAGGGACUUUUCGCCUCAUCACGUGCCCGAUAACUACAAGCGGAACGGGGGCAGGUCUGCAUGGAAAUCUGACCGCCCCAAGCAAUCGAGCAGCUGCCUGCACACAGAAGAGGAUCCUCUUCCUACAAUGGCCGACUUACUGACCAAUCCGGAAACUUGCCAGCAGGAGAAUCCCGCCCCCGAGGUGCCAGAAACUGAAAGUCCCUGCUUGGAAGUGAAUGAGCAGGUGGAGGAGAGCAGCAGCACCACCCAGGCCCACCUGUGCUCCACCCAAGAGAGACAGCAGGUACAGAGAGACAAACUCAACCGGAUCCUGCUCCGGCUCCUAGACAAGAUCCCAGGGAAAAAUGCAAUAGAUGUGACCUACCUGCUGGAGGAAGGACCCUGCAGGAAGCUGCGCAGGCGCACCCUAACUCUGCCCGAGUGCAUCUUCAGGAAGUGAGGGCCCGACCCGGCGGACAUAGAAAGAGAGAGAGUGCCGGCUCCGGCAGAGAAACCGCAGGGCGGCUCUGUGAGCCUGUGUGGUGCCUACGCACCGGCCAUUUUGUAUUCUCUUGCAGUGUCUCCUCUUCCAUUGGAUCUGCAAAGCAGCGGUGUUGGUACUGGAGUUAAACUGGGAGAAUUGGCUGCAGCGGCGGCGGGGACCGGCGCUACUAUGGGGAGCGGCUCAGCGGCACCUGAGGGCCCAGAUUCGCAUAUGGAAUUUCUUUGGUUCCUCAGUGCCUUUUAGUUUCACGGCUCCCAGGGGCAAGGAAAGAACGAAACCCCCCCAUUGGUUGGAGUUUGCCAGAUGUGGUCUGUGCGCAAGAGCUUGCCAUUCUCUGCUUUACUGCACACGCGGGGCCCAGGAUAAAUUGCUGCGGGUGCCAAACUGCUCCAGUGUCCCCACCUUCUCGGUAUGGCCUUCCUCUGCCCACACUCACCGCACUUUGUUCCACCUUCAAACUGAUGGCACUCUGAAGCCCCGCCCACGAGGAGCUGCAGUCACAACGUAUGUUCCCAGAGGAACAAGAAAAGCACUUUUCAGCAGAGACACAGCUUCCAGUGCCCACCUCACCUAGCAGGGGGCAAAAACUCCCAGCACCACCUCCCCCAGCAGGGGGCAGCAAAAACUCCCAGCACCACCUCAUGCAAAGAGGGGAAAGUCUAACUCCCCCCUGAAAGCUGAGGCGACUUCCAGAGGAAGGCUCACUGCCCGCCCCCUCGGCCCUCUCAGGGACAGGGGAGUUCAGGGUCCCAAUAACCCCGGGCAGGGGCAACAGGAGUCACAAAACAAAAGCUUGGCAGUUUCUUCUUUUUUUUUAUUCUUCCCCCCCCCCCCCCCUUUUCUACGUCCUGAAAGGAACUGAGAUUGUUUGUGUGCCAAGUGGGGAGGGGGGGUGUAUAUCUGAUAUACAGGGGCGUCUCCUUGGCAUCGGGGCAAAGCAAUACCACUCCCUUUAACUCUUUCCCCGCCGAGGCGACCCCAGCACCGCCGCACUUUGCCUCUCGUUGUAGGCGGGGAAAGGAAAACCCUAAAGACUAUUUUAUUAAGAGAAAAAGCUACAGAAUGUGCAUAUUUUCUUACCGAAAAGCCGGGGGUGCGGUCCCUGCGAGUAUGUGAUACUCCGAGUCCCAGACGGACUGCACUCGCGCCCGGCGGCAGGAACACUACGGGGCAUUCGGAACCUUCGGACUGACGCCGCAGAACCCCAUUGUAAGACAAUCAGAGGAUUGCAGCUCCCUAUAUAUCACUCUAUUUUCUCUGUGCGUGCCUGUGUUCUACUCCCCCUUCCUUUUCUACCCAAUCACAAGAAGGUUUAUAGAAGUGUAAAAGCACUAAUGGCGGCCCGGCCCGGCUGCAUGGAUGGGCGUCGCUCAUGUUCUUUCUGACGAAAAGAUGCUGCUAAGAACUUUCAUUCUCCGAGGAAACAGAAGCAACUUAGAUCUUUGUUUGGUGUUAAUCUCUGUACAUGAUGUAUUACCCACCUAUCUAGCAUUGGAUGUACUUACCUCCCAGCCAAUGGGAGCCUAGUAUUAAACGGCAACCAACCCUCUCCCACCAA